AAUGUAGUGUACAAUAGAGUUAACGGUUGUUUGAUUAUCCAGGGCGGACCCCCUUGUUUUUCAGCCGGGAAGAUAUAGUUUUUUUUUAGCAUCCCCACUUCUAGUCAUACUCAUCGACUAGAAUUAAAUUGAAACAUGGAGAACUGAGAAGUGAAAAUAAUUUGCAGCGCUCUAUUUUGUCCUGCACGUCCGCUGCUGCCCGACAAGGAUGAGGGACCAUCAAGCUAUUGACAGCUUGCUCUUGAAAGAGCUGAAGUCAUGUUGUGCAAAAGAGUACAACUUUGCACCCAGAGUGACAGGGCUGAAACUGAUGGAGUCUGCAUCUACAGAGAACCAUGGUGGAGUAUCUGCAAAAUGCAGAGACAACAAAGUGGAGGAACUGUGGGGCCUGACCAGCUUCUUUGGAUACAGCGCCCAAACUUUUGUCCAAGCAGUCAGUUUGCUUGACAGAUUCCUCGCCAUUAUGAAGGUGCAGCCCAAACAUUUGCCCUGUAUUGGAGUCUGCUGUCUUCACAUUGCUUCCAAAAUGGUCGAGCAAGAGAGCAAUGUCUCACCCAUGCAUGAACUUAUUCGCAUCAGCCAAAGCAAGUUCACGGUGUCAGACCUGUGUCGUAUGGAGAAGAUCAUCUCAGAGAAGCUCCGUGUGGAGACCAAAGCAGUGACAGCCUUCACCUUUCUUCACCUCUACUACUCAGCCUUCACAUCCCUGUCGGCUGGAAGGGAGGAGAUUCCAAGCAUUGGGAGACUGGAAGCCCAGCUAAAAGCCUGUUUAUGCCGGCUUGUUUUCUCGAAAGCAAAACCAUCUGUGCUGGCACUCUCGCUCAUUGCUCAGGAGUUUGAAGUCCUGCGACCCAUCACCCCACUGAAGAUUGUCCAGCAAUUCCAAAGACAUCUGAAGAUCAAUGACAGUGAGUUGCACCACUGGAAAGAACUUGUUGCCGAGUGCAUGAGUGAGUACCAUUCAAGCGAAUGUAACAAACCAGACAACAAAAAGCUGGUUUGGAUUGUGUCGAGGAGAACGGCCCAGAAUCUGCAGGCCAAUCACUUCAGUGUGCCUGGUCUGCCAACUAUUCCUGAGGGAGGCUGGGAUGAGAGUGAAUGUGAGGACUCCUGCGGGGACAUGAGCUGUGGAGAAGACAGCCCCUGUGGCUCUCCAGGAAGUGAUGGCGAAGGAGCCUUCUUCCCCUCCAACUUUCCCAAAUGUAGAAAAUGAGUCCUUAGUGUGCAGUAGUGCUGGUGUGUGAUGUGUUUGUUGCUGCCUUCAAAUGUGGUUGUGUGUACCUGGUCUAAAAGAAUGCUCAAUGACAUUGAACAACAUCAUAGCUCUGAAUUUUCACGAUAUGUGACAUGAUUGUCACCAGUUUUCAUAAUGGCAGAGGCCAUGAAAGGUCUUUGUUUUAUUGGAUUUUCUGUUUAAAGGAAAAUAUUGUACUAUUAUAGUCAUAUUGAUUUUUUUCCACAAUUUUUCCUCUGUGGCUAUUAGACAUUGCCUUCUAGCCGGUAGUCUCACGACUUAACCACCUGAAUACGAAGCACGCACACCUUCCCACAACAUGACCACAAGCUCACAGAUUCUAUUCGAAGGCAGCUCAUGACCUGAAUCGUUGCUGAUGUCAAGUUGUUACUUUCAUUUGUCAUAUAUGAAAUAUGUGUGGAAGGUUGUCUAGAUUUAGUUGAAUUUCUUUUGUUUGUUUGUUUGUUUUUAUGAAAGAGCGUAUCCAAAUAAUGCAAAAUGGAAAUGUGCAAUAUCUUGGCAGCUUAAUGUCAACACAUCUUAAGUUUGUUUGUGUCCAGACUCGACACAUUCUGGGAAAAAAGUGAAGCACAAAGAGGAAAGAUGUCAUUCAUGACCGUUAAAUACUAGCUUUCACACUAGCACAUCACCAGUCAUUUU
Molecule: messenger RNA, 1894 nt
Organism: Solea senegalensis (Senegalese sole)
Lineage: Eukaryota; Metazoa; Chordata; Actinopteri; Pleuronectiformes; Soleidae
Product: cyclin-G2-like
Exons: 8
Coding region: 209-1213 (334 amino acids)
Biological process (GO): regulation of cyclin-dependent protein serine/threonine kinase activity; mitotic cell cycle phase transition
Cellular component (GO): cytoplasm; cyclin-dependent protein kinase holoenzyme complex; nucleus
Molecular function (GO): cyclin-dependent protein serine/threonine kinase regulator activity
Source: RefSeq, a predicted model, not a curated record